UUCAUCAACAGCUGCCUCAAGUCUCUUGUCAUAGAGAGAUUUGGUCAGGAGACCUGGAACAAACUGAGUUCUCUACCAGGAGUCCAGGACACCUUCAUGACGUACACGGUUUAUGAUGAUGUUCUCACAGUCAGCCUGGUGCAGGAGGCCUGUUCACUGCUGGGUAUCUCUGCUGAUGCAUUUCUUAAGCUUUUUGGAGAACAUUUUUUUAAUUUCUGCAAGCAAGCCGGCUAUGACACCAUGCUUAGGACACUGGGAGGGAAUCUCGUUGAAUUCAUUGGAAACCUGGACGCUCUCCAUAGUUACCUGGCACUCUCCUAUCAGGAAAUGAAUGCACCAUCUUUUCGAGUGGAGAUGACCGAGGAUGGGAGGAUGCUGCUUCACUACUACUCUGACCGGAAGGGCCUGUACCACAUUGUACCUGGUAUCAUGGAGGCAGUCGCCAGAGAGUUUUUUGAUAGCAAAGUGAGCAUGGAGGUGCUCAACCAAUCUGAAGAAAGUGAGCGGACUGGGAAGAAGGAGCAUGUUGUGUUUCUUGUCAAACAAACCAAGCAAACUAGCAAGACUAAAGACCAGGACAACCCCUGUCGCACAGGAGAUGGUGAGGCGUUAUACAGCAGACUGAGAGACAGGAGUGUGUCACUGGCUGGGAAAAGGAGUGGCUGGGACCUGAUCAGAGCUGUGGUUCUCUCACAAAAAGGUUGCCCCCAGAGUGCCUUCACUCCAUGUUACCCAGACAAGCUGUGGAUGGAAGAGAAAGUUUUCUGCGAUGCUUUUCCUUUCCACAUUGUCUUUGAUGAAGACCUGAAGGUAAAGCAGACAGGAGUGAACAUACAGAAGUUUGUUCCGGGUCUGAAGGCUCGAGGUGCUACAUUGGACAAAUACUUCAUCAUUAUACACCCACAGGUGACUUUGACCAUUGAAAGCAUCAGGAAAUUCAUCAACAGUCAAUUUGUCUUGAAGAGCUACAGAGACACGCACACGCUCAAACUAAGAGGUCAGAUGCUGUGGAUGGAGUCCCUUGGCUGCAUGUUGUACCUGUGUUCUCCAAAGCUACGAAACCUCCAGGAGCUUCAGGAUGUUGGCCUUCACCUGGCCGACCUUGCUCAGCAUGAUGUCACCAGAGACCUGGUUCUUCUCAACCAGCAACGUCUAGCUGAGAUGGAGCUCACCAACCAGCUGGAGAGGAAAAAAGAGGAACUAAGGAUCCUGUCGCAGCAUCUGGAGGCUGAAAAAGAGAAGACGGAGACUCUGCUGUACGCCAUGCUUCCACGUCACAUAGCUAAUCAGCUUAAAGAUGGGAAGAGUGUCGAGGCAGGGGAGUUCGAGGUCUGCACUAUUUUGUUCAGCGAUGUGGUAACCUUCACAAACAUCUGCGCUGCCUGUGAACCCAUCCACAUAGUUCACAUGCUCAACUCCAUGUACUCCAGGUUUGACAGGCUCACCAACAUACAUGACAUCUACAAGGUUGAGACUAUUGGGGAUGCAUACAUGGUGGUUGGCGGUGUUCCAGUCCCUACAGAGACUCAUGCUCACCGAGUGGCAAACUUUGCUCUGGGUAUGAGGAUUGCUGCCAGAGAAGUCACCAACCCUGUCACAGGCAAACCCAUACAGAUCCGUGUGGGUCUGCACACCGGCCCAGUGUUAGCUGGGGUGGUGGGGCAGAAGAUGCCUCGCUACUGCCUGUUUGGAGACACUGUUAACACUGCCUCCAGGAUGGAGAGUCAUGGAGUCCCUGACCACAUUCACCUCAGCUCUUCCACAUACAGGUAACUGAAGGAUGCAGGGUUCAACAUAGAAGAGCGAGGGCAGAUCGAGGUGAAGGGUAAAGGCCAGAUGACCACCUACUUCCUGUUCGGAAACCUGCUGCUAUCAGAAGACAGCAUCAUGGGAAGAGAGGCUGGAGGGAGCUCUCUUUACAGGGAGGAGCUUUGUGGCCAGAGCAACAAAGCGUCUGACAAAGAGUCCAAUUUGAAAGCUGAGGCUGAGCAGAGACACACAUCCUCAGGAGGCGUCAUUGCUCCGGACAACACUGGCUUGGAUGCAAUAACCCCGUUUGCCUGGGAUAUCACCCCCCCAUAUGACACCAAUGAGAGCAGUUACGAGCAACCUGCACGCAAUUUCAACAGCAAACUUUGCGUGUUGCUGUAA
This is a messenger RNA of Stegastes partitus (bicolor damselfish), 2151 nucleotides long. It is a transcript of the gene gucy1b2, whose product is annotated as guanylate cyclase 1, soluble, beta 2. Gene Ontology annotation, molecular function: guanylate cyclase activity; heme binding. Gene Ontology annotation, biological process: cGMP biosynthetic process; response to oxygen levels. NCBI's taxonomy places the organism in Eukaryota, Metazoa, Chordata, Actinopteri, Pomacentridae. The record is from RefSeq and is a predicted model, not a curated record. The transcript is spliced from 16 exons. Gene Ontology annotation, cellular component: guanylate cyclase complex, soluble.